AUGUCGACCAAGAAGGAUAUGCGCAGGUUGGAUCUUGCCAUCCCCUACAUUGAUCCGCCGAAAGACAAGAAUGAGGCCGACAUGUCCAGCGCGAUGUCUAGCACCAUGCCCAUGGCUGCGAUGUUUACCAGGAACAGAAUGAUCGGAUGGGUGUCUUUCGUCUUCUCUCUCCAGAGCUGGCUGGGUGAGACCCCAGACCAGAAGCGAAACGCUUCUACCCCGGCUUAUAUGUCUGUAUUGAUGUCCUUGAUGGCUUUGGUCGUGACCUACUUCCCCAUCUUCCUGCCUCCUCAGACCGCGCGUGACCCCUUCGCCGAAGCUGACGAAGACACCGGCGAGACCAAGCAGUCUCAAAACUACAUCCAUAUACGGAUUCAACAGCGCAAUGGUCGUAAGACCUUGACUACGGUCCAGGGUCUUCCGAAGAAGUUUGACCAGAAGAAGAUCUUGAAGGUGAUCAAGAAGAAGUUCGCCUGCAAUGGCACUAUCGUCAACGACACCGAGAUGGGCGAGGUGAUUCAGCUCCAGGGUGAUCAGCGUAAAGAUGUUCAGGAAUUCUUGACCGACAAGAAGGAAGGUCUCGAGCUGGAUGCCAAGACCAUCAAGGUCCACGGUUUCUAA
Aspergillus aculeatus ATCC 16872 is the source of this 621-nucleotide messenger RNA. RefSeq lists its product as uncharacterized. Lineage: Eukaryota; Fungi; Ascomycota; Eurotiomycetes; Eurotiales; Aspergillaceae. The record is from RefSeq and is a predicted model, not a curated record. Gene Ontology annotation, molecular function: ribosomal small subunit binding; RNA binding; protein folding chaperone. The coding region runs from base 1 to 621 and encodes 206 amino acids. Gene Ontology annotation, biological process: protein insertion into ER membrane; translational initiation. The transcript is spliced from 11 exons. Gene Ontology annotation, cellular component: eukaryotic 43S preinitiation complex; endoplasmic reticulum membrane.